Molecule: messenger RNA, 2700 nt
Organism: Beta vulgaris subsp. vulgaris (sugar beet)
Lineage: Eukaryota; Viridiplantae; Streptophyta; Magnoliopsida; Caryophyllales; Amaranthaceae
Product: putative pentatricopeptide repeat-containing protein At5g37570
Exons: 3
Coding region: 153-1802 (549 amino acids)
Biological process (GO): RNA modification
Molecular function (GO): RNA binding; protein binding
Source: RefSeq, a predicted model, not a curated record
CGCAUUUUCCCUCCCACUCCAGGAGUCCAGGUACUAGAUACUAGUAGUAAGUAAUUAGUAGUACUAGUUAACUGAAGGUCAAAUACAAUUACCAUGCGCAGGAAUAAUACAUUUCCUCGCCGGAAUUCCCAUUUCAUAGUCUUCAGUGUCAAAUGAGGCAUUAUUUGCCUGCUUCUCUCCCUUUGACAUCGUCACCAAUUAUCACCCUUUUAAAAUCUUGCAAAACUCGUCGAUGUUUCGAACAAAUUCACGUUCACAUCAUACAAAAGGGUCUUGAGAAUGAUAACUACUUAAUUUCCAGCUUCAUUUCUCGCUGCACCAUCUCUUUCUCUCUCCUCCGCUACGCUACGUCGGUCUUUUACUCUGUUUCUUACCCCAACACUUGCCUUUGGAACUCUCUUUUAAAGGGUCAUUGUAGUUACUCCUCUCUUAUAUCUUCACUUUCGGUUUUUUCCGCCAUGAGAGUUUCUUAUGGUGCUCCAGAUAUGUAUACUUUUCCGCCAUUGAUCAAGUGUUGUUCUAAUGAGUUGGCUGUUUCUGCUGGGCUGGGGAUUCAUGGGUUGUUGAUUAAGUAUGCAGUUGAGGAUGAUGUGUUUGUGGGUACGACUUUGGUUGAUUUUUAUGGGAAAUGUGAGUUAAUUGGGAAUGCUCGGAAGGUGUUCGAUGAAAUGUCUGUGAGAAAUGUUGUUUCUUGGACUGCUAUAGUUGUUGGUUAUGUUAGAUUUGGGGACCUGGUAAAUGCACGGAUAAUGUUUGAUGCAAUGCCCAAGAGAAAUCAGGUGUCUUAUAAUGCUAUGAUAUGUGGGUAUGCAAAACUCGGGGAGUUGGUUAGUGCUAGGACGUUAUUUGAUCAAUUGCCUAACAAGAAUGUUGUUUCGUACACGACAAUGAUUGAUGGGUAUGCUAAAUGUGGUGACAUGGCCUCGGCGAGGUUUUUGUUUGAGGAGUGUUUGGAGAAGGAUCUUGUCCUUUGGUCUGCUUUGAUAACAGGGUAUGCACAGAAUGGGCUACCUAAUGACGCUGUGAAGUCUUUUCAGGAGAUGCUGUUGAGCAAUACUAGUCCAGAUGAAUAUAUAAUGGUGAGCGUGAUGUCAGCUUGCGCGCAAAUAGGUUCUUUGGAUCUUGCUAAUGAAGUGGAUGCAUACAUGAGCAGGAGUUUUUUGUAUCUCCAUCAUACUCAUGUUGUUGCAGCAUUGGUAGAUAUGAAUGCUAAAUGUGGUCGCAUGGAGAGAGCCAUGAGUUUGUUUAGCAAUAUUCCUAAACGGGAUUUAGUCUCAUACUGCUCAAUGAUUCAAGGCUUUGCUAUUCAUGGUCAAGGAGUCGAUGCUGUUAAACUAUUUUAUAACAUGCUUUCUGAAGGGAUAAUGCCUGAUGCUGUGGCCUUUACUGUCAUUUUGACGGCCUGCAGUCGCUGUGCACUGGUGGAGGAAGGUUACCGCUUCUUUGAUAUGAUGAGUAGAUAUUCGAUUACCCCCUCUUCUGACCAUUAUGCCUGCAUGAUUGAUCUUCUAGGUCGUUCUGGCAACUUAGAAGCAGCCUAUCAUCUUUUAAAAUCAUUGCCAGUUGAGGCCCAUGCUGAAGCGUGGGGAGCGCUUCUUGGGGCAUCUAGAUUGCAUUGUAAUACUGAGUUGGCUGAGGUAGUAGCCAACCGACUAGUUGAACUUGAGCCACAUAAUGCGGGAAAUUUCGUUUUGUUGUCUAACAUCUAUGCAGCAGCAGAUCGUUGGUUGGAUGUAUCUAUUGUAAGAAACCAGAUGGUCGGUCAGGGACUUAGGAAAAUUCCUGGUCGCAGUUGGUGUUAGGUGAAGAGGCAAAUGGUAAGCUGUUACUCCUUAAACCUUGGGUUCUUGUUGGGCUAAAGGUCAAUAUUAUCCGAAUUCUGAGUUCUGCAUCAAAGAUUCUUUCUCAUGACAGUACUACACUAAUCACUUCUAUUGAGAGCAUUAUUGCUCCUUUCUCCAAAGUGGUCACUCAUGGAUCUUCCACAAAGAAUUUUCUGUGGCAUAGGGGUAUGUUGAACCUCCCAAGACCCUGGCAAGCCAGGAGCAUUGUCACUAGCUUUCUUCAUACUCUGUAGAGCAUAAGCCCUGCUGCACGGAAGACAUCCUGGAGCUUAUAGUGAGACAGUUGCACGUGGAUAGUGGAUAUCACCAUAUGUGCUAAGAUACUUUUUUCUCAUUGCAGAACAAGAGAAAUGAUUACUGGAGUCUCCCAACUGAAGCAAGUAUAAAUUAGCCUUUUGUCUACAAGCACUCUCUUUCACAUGCAUCCAUUGUUUCAAUUCACUAAUCCAGAUUUUCUCUGGAGUUUGCAAAGAGACAUAUGUGAAAGAGUUUGAAAUCAUGAUUGAAUAUCCUCUAAGGCAGCUAUAGAGGUCUAAGUAAACCUCAAAGCAGGGUGAAUCUUUCUACUCGUGAAGUUGUAAAUGAUAUGAAACUCACCAAGUCCAUGCAAUGGCUAUUGUGAUAUACUGAUACCUGUAAAUCUUUGUAAUCAGUUUCUGUAUAUAUGCUCUUACGGGUGAAAUGUAAACUAAAAUUGUGACAUGCUGUAAACUAAAACUUAAGAUUAUUAUUGUUGUAGUUGUAUCCACAAAAGCACCGUGUUCAUAAUGUUGGGUGAAUAAAUCACCGGUGAUACAUCAUGUUAUUGCAUUUGUAGUGAGAUAUUUAAUCCACUCUAUGGUUUUCAGGCGACAAA